Diaporthe amygdali is the source of this 2178-nucleotide messenger RNA. RefSeq lists its product as uncharacterized. The coding region runs from base 1 to 2178 and encodes 725 amino acids. The transcript has 3 exons. Lineage: Eukaryota; Fungi; Ascomycota; Sordariomycetes; Diaporthales; Diaporthaceae. The record is from RefSeq and is a predicted model, not a curated record. Gene Ontology annotation, biological process: carbohydrate metabolic process.
AUGAAGAAGCGCGUGGCCAUCCAGACGCCUCGAGGCAUUCGGUAUCCAGGAGGCUUGCCCUCCCCACGCCGCAACAUGAUGCUGCGCUCGCGGCAGCAGACCUACACCUUCGUCGCCGGCGUCUUCAUUCUCUACGCCAUCUUCGCCACCACCCGCACAUUUCUCCCCGUCGCCGACCUGCCCCUGCCCAUCCUCUCGGACAUCGAGCCGUCCUUCGCCUACGACAAGGAGCCCGUCUCCGUCACGGACGAUGGCGACUGCCCCGAGUAUGGCCGCUGGGCUGCACAUCCCCACGAGCCGAGGUCUGCUGGCAAGUACCGGCUGCCGUACCAGAGGCCAGCCCCAGAGUGCAGGAAGAUCGUCAUCCCCGAGGUCGAGGAGGCCAUCCGCGAGAUGAACAAGACUAUCAAGGACCCGGACUUGUUCAGGCUGUUUGAGAACUGCUUCCCCAACACGCUUGACACCUCCGUGACGUGGACGGGCGUGUCGAGCACCAACAUGCAAGAAGAGCUCACCUUCUUAACAACAGGCGACAUCCACGCCAUGUGGCUGCGUGAUUCGGCCAACCAACUUCAGAGCUACGUCAGCCUGCUGAAGCCGCUCACGAGCGACAAGAGCAGCAGCAGCAGCAGCAGCAGCAGUAGUAGCAGUAGCAGCUCCUCAUCAAAAUCCACCACCUCCAGCGACCAGCAGCAGCAGCAGUCCAGCAGCGGCAGCGGCAAGCUGGCCUCGCUGUUCCGCGGCGCCAUCAACCUCCAGAGCAGGUACAUCCUGGCGUCGCCGCACUGCAACGCCUUCCAGCCGCCGACCGAGUCGGGCAUCGACCCGGCCGACGGCGGCCACCGCUCCGACUUCGUCUCGCCCGCCUACAACCACGACGUCGUCUUCGAGUGCAAGUACGAGCUGGACAGCCUGGCCUCGUUCCUGCAGCUGUCGUGGGACUACUACUCGCGCACCAAGGACGCGCGGUUCUUCGUCGACGCCAGCAGCAGCGGGUUCCCCACCUCUGCGCCUUCGUCAUCUUCUUCCUCGUCGAAGAAGAGCGGCGGCAGCAAGAAGACAGCCAAGGGCAGCAGCAGCAGCACCAGCAGGAGGAGAAAAGGCGGCAGGAGGAAAGGCGGCGGCGGCGGCAGGGGCAGGCGGCCCGGCACGGACGGGUGGAAGGACGCGGUGGAGGCGGUCCUGGACACGGCGGAGGGGAUGCGGCAGCCGACGUACAAGGACGACGGCAUGGUGCCGGACGCGCCGUACCGCUUCACGCGCGUCACGAGCGCCGCGACCGAGACGCUGCCCAACGGCGGCAACGGCAGCCCCGUCAGGGGCGGCACGGGCAUGGUGCGCAGCGCGUUCCGCCCCAGCGACGACGCCACCACGUUCCAGUUCCUCGUGCCCGCCAACAUGAUGCUGGCGCGGUACAUGGGGCUGUGCGCCGAGAUCGUCGACCGCGUCGAGAAGGAGGAGGCCCGCGUCGCUGCCGCGCUGGCUGCUGCGGCUGCGUCGUCCCCGGCCUCCAAGGGCUCUGCGAGCCAGGAUGUCGUGGGUGGUGCGGAGGAGUACGAUGAGGAGGUCAUCGAGGGGGAUGAGGACGAGGACGAGGCGGACGACGAGCCCCUCGCGGACAGGAUGCGGCGUAUGGCUAAGGAGAUCAAGAAGGGCAUCGAGACGUACGGCAAGAUCAAGCACCCGCAGUUCGGGGAGAUUUACGCCUACGAGGUGGACGGGUAUUACUCAACCAACAUGAUGGACGACGCGAACCUGCCAUCCCUCCUCUCAAGCCCCCUGACAGGCUACGUAGCACGCACCGACCCAGUGUACAAGGCAACGCGCAAGUUCGCCCUGUCGGACGCGAACCCCUACUACGACCACGGGCCCGUGAUCAACGGCACGGGCGGGCCCCACAUCGGCCCGGGCAUGGCGUGGCCCAUGUCGCUGGUGGUGGGGAUCAUGACGAGCGACGACGACGACGAGAUCAUGGGGAUGCUGGGCCAGCUGGUGGCGUCGACGGACGGGCUGGGCCUGAUGCACGAGAGCGUCAACGUCUGGAACGCCGGGAUGUGGACGCGCGCCUGGUUCAGCUGGGCCAACGGCCUGUUUGGCCAGAUGAUCCUCGACCUCGCCGAGAGGAAGCCUGCCGUGUUGAAGAGUAGCUUCCAGGGCGAGGGGAAGGGCAAGUCAUGA